This is a messenger RNA of Periconia digitata, 596 nucleotides long. Lineage: Eukaryota; Fungi; Ascomycota; Dothideomycetes; Pleosporales; Periconiaceae. The record is from the annotation of a GenBank genome assembly.
GUACCUUAUUACUUUGCAGGAAAGUUGAUGCGUCAGCAGCGGGGCAUCCUGUCUCUGCAUAUUCACAGCGAUGAGGUGUUCGCGGCACAUCCUUUGAGUGACUGAGGUAAUUGGGCCCUCGAUGAGAUAAGACGCUCGUUUAUGCACGCACGGACGGCCCCAUGGUCCGAUCAACACGAAUGCGAUGCAACUUGGGUGUGAUUGAGCGGUCUGAAGAAGAGGGUAGCGAAGUUGAUAAAAAGAGCGAUGAAGGUCGUCUUGGAUGUUAUGGAGUCCUGGCUUUUCCUUCGAAUUCUCCUUUUCGAGUCAAGCGUCAAAGUGUGUACAUGAUGGAUUGUCUUGUUGAGGGCAGCUCUUCUUCGAGGUUUGGGAUAGCUCGUCAAUCAGAUCGUCACCCUACACUGGCAGCGUAUGGUCUUCAGCUUCACGAUACUGCAACGGUUUGUCGGCAAAUAUGGAUAAAUUGUUGCGUCUUCUCCGAGUAACGGGAAGAAACGUAUCGAUAAGACAUAUCCCUGUUGUUCUGAUCCCGGAAAGAUACACCUGUGUACUAGGGGACCACGCACACGUGCAUGGAACGGUGGCCUCUGCUUGUG